Molecule: messenger RNA, 1473 nt
Organism: Cyphomyrmex costatus
Lineage: Eukaryota; Metazoa; Arthropoda; Insecta; Hymenoptera; Formicidae
Product: angio-associated migratory cell protein
Exons: 8
Coding region: 164-1426 (420 amino acids)
Molecular function (GO): protein binding
Source: RefSeq, a predicted model, not a curated record
CUGACUAUUCUAGGUUCUAAUUAUGGUUCUAGAUUCUAGUCUACUAAUUCUAGUGUUGUUUGAAAUCCACGUGCUGUGAAUACGUGUUUCAAUAUUUUAGCGUGCCACAGGGAUUCAGGAAAAUUAAAAAUAUUUUUAUUCGUUCGUUCGCAUUUAUUUCGUAAUGAUGCAAGACAAACGUACUCUACCGUCUCCAUCUAAAGUGGAAGAUCUUUUGGAUGAAGAAAUGAUUCAAGAGAAUGAUAUUGAGGAGGUUAUUGAUUUGAAUGAUCCGAUUUUCGAGAGCUCGAGUUCGUCUGACAAUGAAAAUGAGAAUCCACAAACAGAUGCUCUUAUGCAGGAGGACAACGUAGACAAUGCUAUACGUGUUUUUCGUGGCCACAAGUCUCAUCAUAUAGUGUUUUGUUGCUCGUUAAGUAAAAAUGGUGACUUAAUGGCAACAGGGGGUGAGGAUGACAAAGGAUACCUCUGGAAUACCAACACGGGUGAGAGUAUUUUCAAUACUGAUGGCAGCCAUGACGAUAGUGUUAUAUUUGCCGAAUUUAAUUACAACGACAAAUAUCUAGCCACAGCUGAUAUGUGUGGCAAAAUAAAAUUGUGGCGGAUAAGUGACAAAACUUGUGUCUGGGAAACUGUCUUAAUGAAUGACAUUAAUUGGAUAAAGUGGCAUCCUUUCAGUGAUAUCUUAAUAACAGGUACCGAAACAGGAGAAGUUUAUAUGUUAAAAACACGAAAGGAUGAUUGCAAAAUCUUCGCACAGGGUACCGGUAUUAAAACAGAGGCUGGUGUAAUUCUUCCAGAUGGGAAACGUGCUGCAAUAGGAUAUGAAAAUGGUAUGAUUCACGUAAUAGAUUUAAAAUCGAACACUCUAAUAUCCACCACUCCCCCUGACCAAACAGGAUUACAUGGGCAUUCAAGCACUAUCAUUGCUCUUGAUUGUUACAUGGAUAAUAAUCUAUUGAUUUCGGUGUCAAUGGAAAGUCAGACUAUUCUAAGUACAGCACAUAAUGGCAAGGUGAUUUGUAUACUUCAAGAUUUAAAUAAACAUGGCGAUAACAAAGACCAUGUAGAGGUUGUAGCGUUUUGUAAAGAUCCUACAUUCCCUGCUGCUGCAAGUGCAACAGUCACGAGUGAAACAUGUGGAAAAAUUUACAUAUGGGAUAUUUCCAAACAAAAUCUUAGGCACGAGAUAAAUCAAGAAGGAGGUGUCUCAAAAUUAGUUUGGACUAAGACAUCGAUAUUUUUUACAGCGGGAUUAGAUUGUAAACUAAGAUGUUUUGAUGCAAGAGCAGGUCACUACCUUCGAGUAUUCUCUGGGCAUAGAGGGGCUUUAUAUGACAUAUGCAUAUCCAGUGAUGAGAAGAAAGCAGUAACAGUUUCCGACGAUGGUACUGCCAGGAUCUUUGAUAUUUCAUCUAUAUGUUAACAUAUGAUGGAAGAUAUAGGAUAUUAAAGUAUAAAAAUACAUGUAUA